Molecule: messenger RNA, 1107 nt
Organism: Klebsormidium nitens
Lineage: Eukaryota; Viridiplantae; Streptophyta; Klebsormidiophyceae; Klebsormidiales; Klebsormidiaceae
Source: the annotation of a GenBank genome assembly
CUCAAAGUACUCGCAGUCCAAUGCAAUUUGGAAUUGAGCUGGGCGUCUCCCGUUGAGGGUUUCCAUCUCUUCUUUGAGCUUUCAGGAAGAAUGGCUGCUCUGACCUCCGUUCAAAAGGCCUCUUUGCUCUUGGUUCUCGGCAUUCUUGCCUUGUCUGGGUGCGCUGUCAUCUGUGCGCACAGCGCUGAGGUGGCUGUCCCGUUGAAUGGCCUUGAAAACCCCGCUGCCAGAGAGGGCGUCGGUUCGCACCAAGUCUGCAUUUGUUCUCCCAAGGUGAAAGGGCAGAAUGGAGGGUCCCCUGAUUGCCAAUGCACGGACUUGUCCAUUUUGGACAAACUGCUCUUCCCAGAAGAGACAGCAUCGACCGCAGCAGGAAACCAAGCUGAUGUCAGCAUUGCAGGUCAUCAAUCUGCAGCAGGCAACGCCAGCAAAGAGCUCGAGAAUAACAAUACUGAGCCAUCUGCUAGAGUCCUGAGGUACAAGUCCCCUCGAGCUGUUUUCUUUCAGCACUUUUCCCCCUUAAAGCACACUGACAAGUCCCUUGCAGAGACUUCUUCUGUGGCGCGCCGCAACCCUGCUCUCGACGGUCUAUCGUCAAAUAAUAUUGUCGAUGACUCCUGCCAGUCAGAAGAUUCCUCACCCGGCCACUCAGAGAGCACGUCAGUGGCAACAAGGGAAGAGAGUCAUUACAGUCAGAAGCAUCCAACUCAGCUAGACGUAGGCAGUCGCGCUAGAGCGCUGUACAGACUCUCGGUCGACUACCUCAGUGAGACGCCUUGGUCCGUUGCUCUUCUCAGUGUGGUCAUGACGCUGUCUGUCUCAUGGGGGCUGAACAAACUCCUGGCAAGAGCGGGUCUCUGCAAAGACUUCAACGUUCCUGAUGGGUGCCCCCAGUGGGCCCACGUGUGCCAGUCUUUGAUUCGGAUGAUGAAGGAGUGGAUCCAAGCUACGCACCCGCCCUGUCGCAAGAGUCCAGCUCCAACUGGGACUCGGACGAAUCCAGUGGGGAAUCAUGUGAAAUGUUGCUGUGAAGGGCUUGCGUGGGGGCACGAGCCAGUACCCGGAAAGGUACUUGGGUGUGUGGUGCGCACGACGCGUGUGGUUUAG